Messenger RNA from Chinchilla lanigera (long-tailed chinchilla), 1432 nucleotides. RefSeq names its product leukocyte cell derived chemotaxin 1 (gene Cnmd). The coding region runs from base 123 to 1127 and encodes 334 amino acids. Gene Ontology annotation, biological process: negative regulation of angiogenesis; negative regulation of endothelial cell proliferation. NCBI's taxonomy places the organism in Eukaryota, Metazoa, Chordata, Mammalia, Rodentia, Chinchillidae. The record is from RefSeq and is a predicted model, not a curated record. The transcript is spliced from 7 exons.
GUGAGGCGCGGCAAGGGGUGGGGCCCGCGGGCCGGCCGGGGCCUGACCUCCUGCACGUCGGGGCGGCGGACAGAGCCCAGGACGCCCGCCGCUGACCGAGUCUCGCUCCUCGCGCCCGGGCCAUGGCCGAGAACUCCGACAAGGUUCCCAUCACGCUGGCGGGGCCUGAAGACGUGGAGUUUUGCAGUCCCCCGGCCUACGCCGCGGCGACCGCGAAGCCUUCCAGCCCUGCGCGGCUGCUCCAGGUCGGAUCCGCCGUCCUCGUUUCGGGGGCGGCGCUGCUGCUCUUCGGGGCCGUCGGGGCCUUCUGCUUCUGGAAGGGGAGCGGCAGUCACAUUUACAAUGUCCAUUACACCAUGAGUAUCAAUGGGAAAUUACAGGAUGGGUCAAUGGAAAUAGAUGCUGGCAACAACUUGGAGACCUUUAAAAUGAGAAGUGGAGCUGAAGAAGCAAUUGAAGUUAAUGAUUUCCAGAAUGGCAUCACAGGAAUCCGUUUUGCGGGAGGAGAGAAGUGCUACAUCAAAGCACAGGUGAAGGCUCGUGUUCCUGAGGUUGGCGCUGUGACCAAGCAAAGCAUCUCCUCCGAACUGGAAGGCAAGAUCGUGCCAGUUAAAUAUGAAGAAAACUCUCUUAUCUGGGUGGCUGUUGACCAGCCUGUGAAGGACCACAGUUUCCUGAGUUCUAAAGUCCUGGAACUUUGUGGCAACCUCCCUAUUUUCUGGCUUAAACCCACGUAUCCAAAAGAAAUCCAGAGAGAAAGAAGGGAUGUGGUAAGAAAAAUUGUUCCGACGACCACAAGGCGGCCACACGGUGGGCCACAGGGCAACCCAGGGCCUGGAAGACUGUAUAAUGAAACCAGACCCAGUGUUCAAGAGGACGAAGAACACUUCAAUCCUGAGAAUCCUUACCAUCAGCAAGGAGGGGAAAGCAUGACAUUCGACCCCAGACUGGACCAUGAAGGAAUCUGCUGUAUUGAAUGCAGACGGAGCUACACUCAUUGCCAGAAGAUCUGUGAACCCCUUGGGGGCUAUAACCCAUGGCCCUAUAAUUAUCAAGGUUGUCGUUCAGCAUGCAGGGUUGUCAUGCCAUGUAGCUGGUGGGUUGCCCGUAUCUUGGGCAUGGUGUGAAUCACUUCAUUCCUUAGGUGCUGUCAGGUAAGAACUGAGAGUGGAACCGAAGCAACAUGAAGCGUGCUGAUGCCAAGGGACCACAAAGUAUUUUAUAUUCAACCCGAGUGAUGUUAUUCUAGGCACUCAUAAAAGAAUUUCUCAGCUGCUUUCCAGACCUUUACCUAGUGUGUGUAAAUGUACUGAAAGAGUAAAUCUACAGUACCAUAACAAUCCCUCUAUUAUUUGCUUUUGCUUUGAUAAUAAGGCCUACUAUAAGUCUUCCCAAGCUAUUACAAAAUAAACAUGAAAAAUAUUUAAAAUUU